GAUAUUCAUUUUCGUGAUAAACCAGCCAACAAUACCAUCGUUCAUAUCUGAACUCCAACAACACCAUUUUCAAGAUCGACUCCCUCAUUUACUCUCACCUGCAAUCACUUGUUCAUUCUCCAAAUAAGGUUGAUGCUAAUUUGUUGAAUUUCUGGAGUCAGAAGGUCAAGGCCCAAGGGUGCAAUCUCUGUUGCUGGAUGAUGAAUGGAGAGGGGACUAGUGAAACUGUCUCCUUGAAUGAUAAAUUUACUAAUGAGUUAUCAACCUGGAAACUUUCGGACCUGAAGUUAUCGAAUGACAGAAGUAAUGACGCGUCACCAGUUUCAUCGCGCUACUCGUCGUGUGGUGAAUCGGAAUUUGAUAGAUACUGUAGUGCUAAUUCUGCAAUGGGUACACCUAGUUUGUGCGGUUCUGUUGGUACGUUUCACGACUUCGGUGACUCUGAUAUCGGGUCUGUAAAGAGUUCUAGAUUCGGAGAUUUAGGUAGUUUGGAGAGUUUCAGUUUGGGUGGGAAGUUUGAGAAUAAAAAUUUGUUAGCUUUGGGAAAAUUAGGCGAGUAUAGUCAGAAAACCGGUGAAAAAUCGGAACAAAGGUCGUCAGUGGUUGAAAACGAAAUGAACCCGUAUGAUGAAACGGAAAUGAAAACUUCGUUAUCGGAUUUCGAAGACGAAGGGGGUGUGGUUACGUGGAAACCCGAGAUUAAUUCUCGAAAAACACAAAGUAAUUCUACUGAUGACGAAACGAUGGAAAAGCAUGUGGUAAAUGUACGUGUGGAAGAACGUUCUGAGUCUUGUUUGGGUGUUGACGAGGUCAACAAUGUAUUUGAAGGGGAAACGUCGUCUCAGUUAGAACAUUCGGAAUCCGAAGGCUCGAUGUAUGGUUAUGGCACGGAUAACGAGGAAAUGACUGGUUUGCCGUUUAGAGGUUACGGCGCUUAUUCACACGAGAAGAAAAAAAGUAACGAUAACUCGUUGGUAAUGACUUCAACGGUAGCGUAUGGUUCAGAUGAUUGGGACGAUUACAUGCAAGAAACUAUGGGAAACCCUCAAGAUUUAUUCGUUAAAGAUGAAAUCCCGAAACACAACCUAAAUGAAAUUGGAAUUGAAGAUCACACCUCGAAACCGACUGUUGUGUGUGAAAGUAUUGACGUGUCACAUGGACAAGAAAACGUGACGGAUAUAUUUGUUGUUUCCAAACAAGCAGAAGACUUUAGUCAACUUGAAACUGAAGAGGUUUCUCAAGACGUGCUGCCUGAAAAUGAAAUAUUAAACGGAACAACAGACAUUGUUAUACUUGGUCAUGUUUGGUCAACUUCGUCCCAAAAUGCCGAAGAGGUUUCUCAAGACGUGCUGCUCGAAAAUAAAACAUUUAAGGGAACCACAGACAAUUCUACACUUGGUCACGAUCGGUCAACAUCGAGCCAAGAUGCUGAAGACCAUGCGUAUUCACUCCAGGCAUUGCCGAUUAUCAAUGCAGAGAAAAGACAUAAUGUUAGUCCAAAGUCGAUGAAUAUUCAUGAAGAUAUUGAAAUGGCAAGUAAGGUCGAAGACUAUGAACUGAACGAAUUCUUUGAUGAAGUUGUCUUUGAAAUGGAAGAAAUACUACUUAAUUCCGGUGAGUCUCCCGCAGCUAGAUUCAGACGCGGUAGGGACCACCACAAUCACGUUUCUCUCCCGUCAAGAGACGGUGGCUCAACCGCUUCAACUUCUAGCAUCGACAACCAUCACGCAUCCAUUCAAAACCCUUACAAAAUUGACGGCAUUGAAGUAAUCGGUGCAAAACAGAAGAAAGGGGAUGUCUCAUUAGGUGAAAGAUUAGUAGGAGUUAAGGAAUACACAGUUUACAAAUUACGCGUAUGGAACGGGACCCACCAAUGGGAAGUGGAACGACGGUAUCGCGAUUUUUUCACUCUUUACACCCGUUUGAAAUCAUUGUUUGCCAGUAAAGGUCUCGACCUGCCUUCUCCAUGGUCAAAGGUUGAGCGCGAGUCGCGAAAAUAUUUCGGGAUUUCAUCUCCGGAUGUCGUUUUAGAAAGAAGCGUUCUUAUACAAGAAUGCUUACAAUCUAUUCUACACUCGAAGUUUUCAUCGAACCUCCCGAGUUCCGUUAUGUGGUUCUUAUCCCCACCGAAAAACGGGCCCGAUGUUUUGUUGCAAAUUGGAAGCAAGCCUAUGCACACACUGGGACAGUCGAUAUCGCUUAUUGUUGAAAUUAGGGCUCAUAAGUCAAUGAGACAGAUGUUAGAAGGUCAACAUUAUACUUGUGCGGGUUGUCAUAAGUAUUUUGAUGAGGGGAAAACGCGGUUAUGGGAAUUUGUGCAGACGUUUGGGUGGGGCAAGCCUCGUGUUUGUGAAUACAGCGGUCAGGUUUUUUGCUCGUCUUGUCAUGUAAACGAAACUGCGAUAUUGCCUGCUAGGGUUUUGCAUUGGUGGGAUUUUAAAGAGUAUCCCGUGUCCCAGCUAGCUAAAUCAUAUCUUGAUUCUAUUCAUGACAAGCCAAUGCUCUGUGUAGGUGCGGUGAACCCGUUUCUAUUCUCCAAAGUUCCACCUUUGCAACAUGUUAUAAAUGUUAGAAAGAGAAUUGGAAGAAUGCUUCCGUAUGUUCGUUGCCCCUUUCGCAGGUCCAUAUACAAAGGAGUUGGAUCCCGGAGAUAUAUUCUUGAAAGCAGUGAUUUUUUUGCUCUAAAAGACCUUGUUGAUCUUUCCAAAGGGGUUUUUGCAGCACUGCCUGUGAUGGUAGAAACUAUUUCGAAGAAAAUUGUGAAUCAUAUUACCGACGAAUGUUUAAUAUGCUACGAUGUGGGUGUCCCCUGUGGUGCUAGACAAGCUUGUGAUGACCCGUCUUCUCUUAUUUUCCCUUUCCAGGAAGGUGAGGUUGAAAGAUGUAAAUCUUGUGAACUGGUUUACCAUAAGGCUUGCUUCAAGAAGAUGGCUACUUGCCCCUGUGGCGUAGGUCUUGGGUCUAGAUCCAUGAGAUACCCGGAUGGUACCACGAAUGAGGUUUGGGAUACAGAAUCAAAGUCUUCAACAGGGUUCCUCUCGGGGUUGUUGUCGAAGGCUAGUUCUUCUAAAUUAUGGGGGACUAAAGAUAAUGAUGAUACGGUAAUCCCAAUGGGUUCUUUACCAAGCUUUUCACUUUGAUUGUUUUACUUGUAUCUAUAAAAUGUUAUAAAUUUUGAAAUCACCGUGUAUUUGAGAAACUUGUGUACUCUUAAUUCUUGUUAAGCAUUUGUUUGUAAAUGGUGGGAAAUGAUCACUCACUCAAAAGAAUGAUUGAAGUUGGCUAUGGAUCUACACACUUACAAGUGUAGCCAAACAAACGAUUGAUAUUAGUUGUA
Helianthus annuus (common sunflower) is the source of this 3337-nucleotide messenger RNA. RefSeq lists its product as uncharacterized. The transcript is spliced from 7 exons. Gene Ontology annotation, molecular function: phosphatidylinositol binding. Lineage: Eukaryota; Viridiplantae; Streptophyta; Magnoliopsida; Asterales; Asteraceae. The record is from RefSeq and is a predicted model, not a curated record. The coding region runs from base 198 to 3140 and encodes 980 amino acids.